This is a messenger RNA of Dreissena polymorpha, 870 nucleotides long. Its product is annotated as RWD domain-containing protein 1-like. Bases 114 to 815 code for a protein of 233 amino acids. The transcript is spliced from 7 exons. Gene Ontology annotation, molecular function: protein binding. The record is from RefSeq and is a predicted model, not a curated record. Gene Ontology annotation, biological process: cytoplasmic translation. NCBI's taxonomy places the organism in Eukaryota, Metazoa, Mollusca, Bivalvia, Myida, Dreissenidae.
UGCCAGUUUUCAUUAGUGUCAUGUAGCCUCUUAAAAUGGACGUCAUAUCGUGUUGCUCAUGAGUAUUUUAAUUUUUCUAUCUCUCGCGAUUUCUCUCUCACUAAAAUUCACGAAUGACUGAUCAUCAAGAAGAACAAAAGAACGAGCUCGAAGCUCUGGAGUCGAUUUAUCCUGAGGAGUUAGAAGUACUGGAAACUACUCCAUAUGCAGUAUUUGAGAUCACUCUUGCCUCCCAGAAACAUGAAGAUGAAACAGAUGAGGAAUCUGUAUCAUGUACCAUGAAGUUUGGCUACACAGCCAUCUACCCAGACGAGCCACCGGAGAUGGAGAUCACAGACUCUGACAACUUGGAGGAAGAUGAACUCACAGACCUGAUCAAUCACAUGCAGACCUUGGCAGAGGAGAACCUGGGCAUGGCUAUGGUGUUCACCAUGGUGUCAGCCAUACAGGAGAAGCUUUCCUGCUGUAUAGAUGAGAGGAAGAAACAGAGGAAGGCUGCAGAGGAGAGACGGGUCAGGGACGAGGAGGAACUAGAAAGGAAAAAGUUUGAGGGCACACGAGUGACCAUAGAGAGUUUCCUGGCCUGGAAGACAAAGUUUGAAGCAGAAAUGGCUGAACUAAGGAAGCGGAAAGCAGAAAGUGACAUCUUGAAGAAUAGACUCUCUGGCAAAGAAUUAUUCAUGCGAGAUGAAUCCAUGUUGGACUCAGAUGUGCAAUUUUUACAAGCAGAAGGAGAGAAUGUGGAGGUGGACGAGUCCUUGUUUCAAGACAUGGAUGAUCUUGACCUUGCAGAAGAUGUUGAAGUGGAGGACUGAUAAAUUAUAUGAAUAGUUUCUGUAUUUGUUUGUGAAUAAAUGCCUUUUACAUUUA